GUGAAUUUGUCUUCGUCUUCCUCCAUUUCGAAUUUUGUGGUUUCCUCCCCAUUCCCUCCCCGGCUCCCUCUCCAGCCGCUCGCUUCGAUUCGCUUCAGCUCUGCCUCCCCGUCUCAUGGCCACCUCCCAGCCCACGCCUCGCGACGCCUCCCCAGCCCGCUGCUGACUGCGCCGAUUCACCCACCCACAGUCGGCCGUCAGGCAACCCUAGCGCCGCCGAUCCGCCGCUCCGGCGAGAUGCCGGUGGGCCCCAUCGCCGCCGCCGUCUAUGGAGAACAGGGAUAGCUUCCCUCGGCCCCCAGCGCCCUCCUACGCCCCCGCAACCAGAGCCGUUAAGGGCAUCGCGGUCCCUGCCGGCGGGGACACGGCCGCCACCAAGCUGACGUCGUCGUCGGGGUCGUCCUCGUCCCUCACGCUCUCCCCUCCCCGCUUCAUGCAAGAGCUUCAUGCGGCUGUCAAGCGGCAGAGGCCUUUCGGUCCAAUGCAGUCUAAACUUCCAAGAGCAACACGGGUCCUGGUUUCCGGAGGUGAGUGUGGAAAUAAAGUUGGUGCCAGCGCUUCUGUUGCGAAACACCCUGAACAAAAAGUUACGCAGACUCAGAGAGGCCUAUUGGUACCCUCUAGGUUGCCAAAUGCGACGCCUGAUCAAAGCACUCCUAAAUUAGGGUCCUCUACCCCAGAUGAGUUGAUGUUGACAUCUUCCUCGUCAGUGUUGAAAGGCACCAUUGAUACCCAUGCACAAAGUGUUGGCCAGAAGAAUAAUGAGGCUAAUCUGUUGAUUGAUACGGAGAAGUCAGCUCUGGAAGCUUUGCCAUCUCAAACUACGUCAUGCAAUGCAUUGAUUGGGGAAAGUUUCAAGAAAGGACAGCUUGAUUUGGAUGGUAAUCCACAGUUGACGUCACAAAGUGAUAAUAUAGGCAUCACUGUUGAUAGUAGAAUGGACAGUAUGUUGUCUUAUCUACAUGAUGUUUCAUUGACGGCAGGAGACAAUUUUCCUGCAAAUCAAGGAGCUCAGUACGAUCACCAGCAGAACCAUCAGGAGCUUGAAAUUGUUGGUGCGCCUAAUUUGUCUCGGAGAGGGAUCGAUGAGGCUCGUAAUCACAAUCAUGGAGAGCCAAUGACUCGUUUCUCUGCCAUUGGGUCAUCUGUCACUGCCAUUUCUCUACACUCAGGGCCUACUGUCCAAAGUUCACAAACUCCGCAGGUUAGCAGAUACACUUCACCAGUGCAGAUGCCAGAAUCUGCUGUAGAAUCAUCCAAGGGUGUACUGGGCCAUGGUUCUCAAAAGGAGCACGGUGGUGCAACUGGUGUCGGUGAUUGGAAUCCCCACAACCAGCAGGUUCAAAAUCUAGGCAAUGGUGCCACGGACAAAGCUGUUUCCAGCAUUGGCAGAUUGCGUUCCGAAGGAUUACUUGCAAAUGAUCAGUCUACAUCUGCCAGGGAUGGUGGUGCUUCCCAACCAAACAAGGGUCAGAAGGAGCGCCACAAAAAGAAUUAUGAUCCUAAUGUUUUCUUUAAGGUGAAUGGGAAACUUUAUCAGAAACUUGGUAAAAUAGGAUCUGGAGGUAGCAGUGAAGUUCAUAAAGUCAUAUCAUCAGAUUGCAUAAUAUAUGCCUUGAAAAAGAUCAAGCUUAGAGGCCGUGACUACCCUACUGCAUAUGGGUUUUGUCAAGAAAUUGAGUACUUAAAUAAGUUGAAAGGAAAGAGCAAUAUCAUUCAGAUGAUUGAUUACGAGGUCACUGAUAAGAGUUUACUUCUAGAAAGUUCUGUGCCACCCAGGGAUGGAAGAAUUAAGGAUGAUCACUUUAUUUAUAUGGUCCUGGAGUAUGGUGAAAUCGACUUGGCUAACAUGGUUGCUCUGAAGUGGAAAGAGAGACACAACUGUAAUAUGAAAAUUGAUGAAAAUUGGCUACGCUUUUAUUGGCAGCAAAUGCUUGAAGCUGUCAGUACAAUACAUGAGGAACGAAUAGUCCACUCGGAUUUGAAGCCUGCAAACUUUAUGCUUGUGAGGGGCUCUCUUAAACUAAUCGACUUUGGCAUUGCCAAGGCUAUAAUGAAUGAUACAACAAAUAUUCAACGUGAUGCUCAGGUAGGGACUCUGAACUACAUGUCACCUGAAGCAUUCAUGUGCAAUGAUACGGACUCGGGUGGUAAUGUUAUCAAGUGCGGGCGCCCCUCUGAUAUUUGGUCUCUUGGCUGUAUACUUUACCAGAUGGUGUAUGGUAAGACACCAUUUGCAGACUACAAGACUUUCUGGGCCAAAUAUAAAGAAGUCACUGAUAGGAACCACAAGAUCAUGUAUGAACCAGUUGACAACCCAUGGCUAAUUGAUUUGAUGCAAAGGUGUCUCGCCUGGGACCGAAAUGAACGAUGGAGGAUACCUCAACUUCUCAAGCACCCAUUCCUCAAUCCGCCAGUUCCAAAGGAUCUACCGCCCUCUGACAAUGAUCCAUGUAGGUUGCUCAUGGAGAGGAUCAGAGUCCACUGGGAUAAUCCGGUGGUUCAAAAAUUCCAUAGUUUAAUUCAAGAACUCGAUGGGGAUCAGUAGAAAUGGGUUUUUAACGAUCUUGAUAGAUACUCGAUCUAGGGCCUGGGUAGUGGUGGCACUAGUGUUUUUGUUUCUGUAUCGUUCCUGAUUGAUAGGUUAUCUGUUGUAAUUUGUAAAUAGAGUAGCGGCAUUGGUUGAAGACGUCGGAGCAUAUUUUGAUGGUGCCCUGGCAUUUUUUGCUUCCUGGUGUUUGGAGGUUGCUGUAAGACUUUGUCAGAAAUGGCAGGUAGUUAACGUCUGUCAUUGUUCGUUUGGAUGAUAAGUCAUGGCAGAAAGUACUGUUGGCUGAUUUGUUGUGAGAGAAAAACACUGUUGAAUUUCUGUCAGAUUCGGCUGAUAAGCUUAGGUGUAAAUAGCUGAACCAAUUAGUACUCAAUGGUCAGUGAGAAUCGUCCAGUUUUGAACUGCGAAUGUGAAUCUGGUUUGCACC
This is a messenger RNA of Sorghum bicolor (sorghum), 2978 nucleotides long. Its product is annotated as serine/threonine protein kinase KIN1. Gene Ontology annotation, biological process: meiotic spindle assembly checkpoint signaling; protein localization to kinetochore; peptidyl-serine phosphorylation. The record is from RefSeq and is a predicted model, not a curated record. Bases 269 to 2548 code for a protein of 759 amino acids. The transcript is spliced from 6 exons. NCBI's taxonomy places the organism in Eukaryota, Viridiplantae, Streptophyta, Magnoliopsida, Poales, Poaceae. Gene Ontology annotation, cellular component: spindle; nucleus; kinetochore. Gene Ontology annotation, molecular function: protein serine/threonine kinase activity; protein serine/threonine/tyrosine kinase activity; ATP binding.